Aspergillus bombycis is the source of this 441-nucleotide messenger RNA. Its product is annotated as L-galactose dehydrogenase (L-GalDH). The record is from RefSeq and is a predicted model, not a curated record. Gene Ontology annotation, cellular component: cytosol. The transcript has a single exon. The coding region runs from base 1 to 441 and encodes 146 amino acids. Gene Ontology annotation, biological process: dehydro-D-arabinono-1,4-lactone biosynthetic process. Gene Ontology annotation, molecular function: D-arabinose 1-dehydrogenase [NAD(P)+] activity. NCBI's taxonomy places the organism in Eukaryota, Fungi, Ascomycota, Eurotiomycetes, Eurotiales, Aspergillaceae.
AUGGGUCGCCCCUCAGGUCCGCUGUCGGCGAAUUUGCCGCCACUGGUCAUGGGCACUGCGACAUUUAACUCUCAGUACAACCACGAUCCCUACGCCCUCCCGACUACGGAAUUGGUCCAUCGUGCGCUCACUAGUGGUGUCCGUGCUUUCGACACAUCUCCCUACUACGGCCCCGCGGAGGAACUCCUCGGCCGAGCGCUGGCCACCGAUUUCGUCCAGUCCACCUUCCCCCGCUACACAUACCGCUUGCUCACGAAAGUCGGUCGAGUCGCGUCCUCUUCCUUCGACUACUCCCCGGAAUGGGUGCGAUAUAGCGUUCAGCGCAGUCUUCGCCGUCUCCACACCGACUACCUCGACGUAGUCUACUGCCACGAUGUCGAAUUUGUCUCGCCACAAGAGGUGCUGGAGCUGUCCGGGAACUGCGCCGCAUUCGUGACAUAG